Molecule: messenger RNA, 328 nt
Organism: Scaptodrosophila lebanonensis
Lineage: Eukaryota; Metazoa; Arthropoda; Insecta; Diptera; Drosophilidae
Exons: 2
Coding region: 76-237 (53 amino acids)
Source: RefSeq, a predicted model, not a curated record
AAGCAGAGUUUAGCAGCACUUUUGUCGCCGCUGAAGAAUAGAUUGUUGAUUAGGAAGAGAUAGAACUCACUGAAAAUGGUUAAAAAAGGUUUAAAUCCAAUCAGCAUUGUGAAAAGCAUUUACCACAACGAAUUUCAAUGGAGUCUAGUAAAGAGCUUCGGCUUGUUCUUCCUCGGUGUGCGAAUAGCAAAGGAGUUUGUUGGAGUUGAAUUGAUGCCCGCAGUGGCGCCGGUAUAGUAGAGCGCAAUAAAACGGUUCACGUACAAACAAAUCAAGCCAGUUAAGAGAAACGUUAACUAAUUAUAAUAGUAAAAAACCAACAGAUCAA